This is a messenger RNA of Gadus macrocephalus (Pacific cod), 2706 nucleotides long. RefSeq names its product ladybird homeobox 1a (gene lbx1a). Gene Ontology annotation, molecular function: DNA binding; DNA-binding transcription factor activity, RNA polymerase II-specific. Gene Ontology annotation, biological process: regulation of DNA-templated transcription. The record is from RefSeq and is a predicted model, not a curated record. Lineage: Eukaryota; Metazoa; Chordata; Actinopteri; Gadiformes; Gadidae.
AAUAACGGAUAACCAAUUACGAUUUUUUUAUUCUAUUGUUGAGCCUAGCAUUUCAGCUUUGAGGUAAAGAUCAAGAAAUGUAAAGAAAUGGUUAUCUUUUAGAAAUGGUUAUCUUUUAAAUUAUUUGUUAAUUGGCUAAGUCGGAAGUGCUUGUCUUCUUUUAAUUGAACUCCUCCUCCCCUCCUCGCGCCCUCUAAUUACCGCUGCUCGCGCUCGGGACCCGCUCAUAUUUACCGAGAGUGAAAGAACAAGAACAACAGACGAGCAGAAGACAGACUGGGGAAGAGAGAGAAAGUGUUAGAGAGUGUGUGUAUGUUGAUAGAGGGAAGGAGAGAGUACAUCUAAGAGAGAGAGCGAGAGAGAGAGAGAGAGAGAGAGAGAGAGAGAGAGAGAGAGAGAGAGAGAGAGAGAGAGAGAGAGAGAGAGAGAGAGAGAGAGAGAGAGAGAGAGAGAGAGAGAGAGAGAGAGAGAGAGUGUGUGUGUGUGUGUGUGUGUGUGUGUGUGUGUGUGUGUGUGUGUGUGUGUGUGUGUGUGUGGUGUGUGUGUGUGUGUGUGUGUGUGUGUGUGUGUGUGUGUGUGUGUGUGUGUGUGUGUGUGUGUGUGUGUGUGUUAUAGAGAGAAUGAGAGAGAUAGAGAGAGGGAUGGAGAGAGAGAUCUUGGUGUAAUUGAUUGCCUCCCUGUCAGUGAUAGCAGUCAGUUAGGGGUGGCCAAUAGGUUGCCGCUUUCGGUGAAUCACCGUCGGCCAGUUAUGUUGGGCUUUUGACGGCUGCGUCGGCCAGACAGAGUGGAUCAGUAGCUCGGGGACUUCACGGGAACUCAACAUAGUUUCCUCGGGUUCUAGUUGCAAAGCAGCCGACAUGCGAUUUCACGGGCUCCUGUGAUCCACUGGAUUUGUAUUUGCUUCGCCCUGGUCUCUUUCUAACUUUAAAGAAAAUAUAAAGCCGGCCUACCUGGCUGCGUGACUCUUUGCUCUUUCGCGUUUUGGCAUUGACCGGUUUACGCUGAGAAAUAAGAAAGUGGUAGUCAGGAAACCAUGACCUCGAAAGACGACGUCAAAUGUUCCCCCGCGGUGCUGGAGGAGCGGAGACGCACCGCUGACCACCUCCCGCCGCCGGCCAACUCCAACAAGCCGCUCACUCCGUUCAGUAUCGAGGACAUCCUGAGCAAACCGGCGGUGAAACGGAGCUACUCCAUCUGCGGCGCGGCCCACCUCAUCUCGUGCGAGAAGACUGCGGGCCAACGGCUGUCCGGCCGGGCCCUGCUGAGCCAGACGUCCCCGCUGUGCGCGCUGGAGGAGCUGGCCAGUAAGACGUUCAAGGGGCUGGAGGUCAGCGUCCUGCAAGCCGCCGAGGGUAGGGACGGACUGACGCUGUUUGGCCAGCGGAAUACUCCCAAAAAGCGACGAAAGUCGCGCACGGCCCUUCACCAACCACCAGAUUACGAGCUGGAGAAGCGCUUCUUGUACCAGAAGUACCUGAGCCCAGCGGACCGCGACCAGAUCGCCCAGCAGUUGGGUCUCACCAACGCGCAGGUCAUCACCUGGUUCCAGAACCGCCGCGCCAAGCUCAAGCGGGAUCUUGAAGAGAUGAAGGCGGACGUGGAGUCGGCGAAGGCGGUCGGUGUGGUGGCCUUCGAGAAGCUCGCCAAACUGGCGGAGCUGGAGAAAUGCGCAGCCAACGGCGCGUCGCCGCUGCAGAACCACAGCGAGAUGGACUCGUCCUCCUCUUCCUCGCCGCGAUCGAACCUGGAACGCGACACGUCGGACACGAACCACCUACUGACGGCGUCCUCGUCGCCCGCCGCGUCGCCGUGCACGGAUGGCUCGAGCGUCAAGUGCGGCUCGGAGGACGAGGACGAGGAGAUCGAGGUGGACGACUAGCUGGUGCACGAGACUCACCCGAUGAAGUGCCCCAGUAAUGCAAGACUUCGCAGGCUAAAUAAACUGUACAGGCUAAAUAAACUGUACGAUGUGGAUGAGGAAUUGACGCAUAACGCAUUACGCACGGACCGCCGUGUUGCCAUAACAUAAAAUUAAGCUUAAUUUGUAAUACAGUGGUCUCAUAUAGCAGGGGUCAUUUUGUUAUGUUGCAUUUUAUUCAUAUGUUGGGAUUCAAGGGAAGCCUCCGUUUUUUUAAAAAGAAUAUAUGUAGGCCGGCCUAUGUCAAAAUACCAUGCAUACAAGUCCCACAUUUACCUCUCACACACACACACACACACACACACACACACACACACACACACACACACACACACACACACACACACACACACACACACACACACACACACACACACACACACACACACACACACACACACACACACACACACACACACACGCACACACACAUUUUAAAAUUAUGGUGCUGCAUGUUUAAUUUUAUUUAAUCACCCUAUGAUCUUUUCUUUUUUAACCAAUGAAGUAUCAGAACGUGAAUCUAAAUCGCCUUGGCAUUAUUUUCUAGAUAUAAUAUCUUAUCAGAUGUAGAAAAUUUCGCUUUUUAUAGUAGGCCUAUCUAUACGUUCAGAAACGAUAAUCAAAAUACACAGGUAAUGUGUAACUGCUUGUUAUAAGUCACAAUUUAAUAUAUUUAUAUUGUCUGUACACCGUCUAAGUGCCUUUUCGGAGCCUGAACAAUACGUUAAAUUGUAUAAAUUGUAAUUUAGGCUAUACAUAUGGAAUGUAAAAUAAAAUUGUAUUCCAAA